This is a messenger RNA of Melampsora larici-populina 98AG31, 1332 nucleotides long. RefSeq lists its product as uncharacterized. The coding region runs from base 1 to 1332 and encodes 443 amino acids. The record is from RefSeq and is a predicted model, not a curated record. The transcript has a single exon. Lineage: Eukaryota; Fungi; Basidiomycota; Pucciniomycetes; Pucciniales; Melampsoraceae.
AUGGGAGAAAGUUAUCUUGGAUCUGAAUCUGGAUCCGACUCUGAUGAUGAUGUACCAAUCAAAAGACAAAUGCGAUCACCUCGUAGGAAAGAUGAUAUCAAAAUGCUCAAGAAACAAAGGUCAAAUUUGCGCGAUGAUGAUAAUAGUGAUGUGGAGAUUGUUACGGAGAAAAAGCAAAAUAAGAACAAGGGGAAAGGUAGUCGGAAGAAAGCCGGGCACGAAGACGAUAUCGAACUGCCGAAGAAACUAACUGAGACAAAUCAAAAGUCUUCCUAUGAGAAAACGGGGGCGAAAGGAAAGGCCAAAGCGAUGAAUGGAGUAGCAAGCGAUAAUAAACAUCAUAUGCGAGUUAAUCGACCACGACAGACUGAAGAGUCUUUGCGAAUUGAUGAUCAAGUGUCGAGCUCAUCGUCUGAUGAUGUCAAGAUUCAGAUCGAACGACCAAAAGUUUCCGGUUCAAAAAAGAACAAUGAGAUAGUGUAUCUUGAUGAUGACAAGGAUGGAUCAACAGAAGAAGGUUUUUCAAAAUCUGAUGAAUCAAAGACUAAAGUCGAAAAUAAAUACUUUAAUAAAAAACAUAUCGAAAAGCAAUCAUCAGCAGAUAACAAACGAAAGAAGAUCCGAGAAAAUAAUCAGACUCAUAAGAAAAGGCGGAAAGUUUUACAGGAUAGCGAAGAGAGUGCAGAUGAAUUAAAUUUAAUAAAAAGAUCAAACUCUAGCGCGCCUGGCUCGUCUCAACAACCUAAUGAUGAGCACGUUUGUUUCAGAGGUAGUAAAAAUCUGGCAAUUCACAAGCAAAAGAAAAUGGUACCUAUUGACGAAAUCGAUUCAAAACACAAAAAGAAGAUGGCUGUUGAUUGUGAUGAUGAUGAUGAAAUAGACUAUGAACAGAAUCGUAGCUUAGAAGCCAUCUCAUUACAUUGUUCUCAAAAACAUCAAAACAUGAACAAAUCAAUUGAGAUUAUAGAACUUGAGAAAGAAGAGAAGGAAAUCAAAGAGAAAAAGAAGACACCGGAGGAAAUAUUAAAAUCAUGUAAAAUUAAAAAAUUGAACAAAGAAAAACAAAAAGAGUCACCAAUUGAACAAAUCAUUGAAAAGCAACAAGACCCAAUUGUUCAAGGGAGAGAUCAUAAAAAUAAAAAUAAUUUAAAUCAAACUAGUAUUAGAUCAACUGUUGCAUCUGGAUCUAAACCAUUCCUUCCAGUUGCUCAUCCUACAAGACCAUAUACAAACCCAGCAUCAAAUCCUAAUCAAUUUAAGAACACCUCAUCAAAUCGAUCUGUAAGAAAUUUAUCAACCAGAGCUGAUCCUGAUUGGUGUUCCCAAAUCUGA